AACUCAUACUAUUAAUGUAACUUAAUAUUAAUUUAACUAUAAAGUGAACAACAUAAAUACAGGUAAGUACCCGAACCCCAUCUGUCGCAACGAGCAAUAAUAUUCGAACCACUUAAAGUUCCCCUACUUAUGAAACCCAUUUCAUUACGUCCCUAUAACGCUGCAUCGGACAAACCACUACUAUAAACUGAGACAUUGUUGCAAAUCCUGAUCAAAUCACUCGUCAGUCUGGAGGGGACGGUGGGAAUCAUUUAUCUAAAAGCUGCUCCCUUCCGCCAUCAAAACUACAUCAAGUAGGGCGAGGAACAUAAACUCGACCGCCCUUGCAGUUAGAUAAAACGUAAAGGGAAGUUUGAUUCACUUGACUCGUGUGACACCACACGUAGGACGCUCGGCCACCUCCCGAGGCCUCCGUAACGACGUCUUUAUACCCAGCUAUCUCUAUUUGACUACGAUUCAUAUCUCCGACUAGAGGACACUUACUGGAACAUUAUUGGAAAACUCAAGCCUAGUCCGGAUCCGAUACCUAAUAUCGAAUUUUCUACAGUUUCGUAAUAGGUACAUAGAGGUCUACUUCAAAGUUUCAAGUCUUAGUAACUUCUGUUUCGUAAUACACUUUUACUUUUACAAAUCCCGAUACUUAAAAUCGUUCGCCAGCGUCUCCAGUGUGCAAAGUUUGACGUUACAACGUUACGUUAUUAUUUCAUUAAUUACUAUCUGUAUCCGCAAUGGGUGCUGCGUAAUUACCGCUUAUACUUGUGCUGAGAAGUAUAAGCAUUUGUGACGAUUCUUAAUUACUUAAUUCCCGAUUAACUUCUUAAUUACCAACGGCGUCGGCAUGCGAAGGGAGCUCUGAAAAAAGACAUUUAAGCACAUCUUAGCGGGCAAAUAUUGUCGGUGGCCUUAGCGUCGGAGGUUCAUCUCGAGAUAAGCGGCGGUGAGACGAGGCGGCCAGCAUCUGGGCCGGUAAUUAAGCGCAUCUGCCUACGUUCAAUUUUGAAACGCGCUGGAUGAGUUGCCCCGCACUCCUUCGGGUCCAUUCGGGAGGUCGAAGCAAGCCGCGGUGCGCUUUCGGCUCGAUGUGCGACCGCCGCGCGAGGAGGGAGCAUGCUGGUGCACCUCUUGUUACUUAGCACCGCCUUCGCGGCAGUCAACACUGGAAAACACGGAGGUAUCGAGGUACCGGAGUUUGGCGAGCCCAUCACAAACCUGACGCUGCCAAUCGGACGUGACGCCACUUUCGAAUGCAUUGUUGUCAACCUUGGCAACUUUCGUGUGGGCUGGGUAAAAGCAGACACAAAGGCAAUCCAGGCUAUCCACGAGCACGUCAUCACCCACAACCCUCGUGUCUCCGUCUCCCACAGCGACCACUCCACCUGGUACCUGCACAUCAAAAAUAUACAGGAAGAGGACCGAGGGCAGUACAUGUGCCAGAUUAACACUGAUCCGAUGAAAAGUCAGGUGGGCUUCCUAGACGUAGUGAUACCACCAGAUUUUAUUCCUGAAGAGACUUCAGGUGAUACAAUGGUGCCCGAGGGAGGGACUGCCAGGGUGGCCUGCAAGGCCCGGGGUGUCCCGCCGCCAAGGGUUAUGUGGAAACGAGAAGAUGGACAGGAAAUUGUUGUAAGGGACCAAAGUGGGACGAAAAGUAAAGUGCUAACAUAUCAGGGUGAAGUGUUGAAACUGACGAAAAUAUCACGUUCGGAGAUGGGCACUUACUUAUGUAUUGCCGGUAAUGGGGUCCCUCCUACAGUCAGCAAGCGGAUCCACGUGAGUGUACACUUUCACCCAGUCAUCCAAGUGCCGAAUCAGUUGGUGGGUGCUCCACUAGGCACUGACGUCACUAUAGAGUGCUACGUCGAGUCUUCUCCCAAAUCAAUCAACUACUGGGUCAAAGAUCCAGGUGAGCUGAUCAUACCUUCGGAGCAUCACGUGAUGUCAGUGAGGCAGAAGUCGAUGUUUGAGGCUGAGAUGACGAUGACCAUCAAGAACAUUCGGCGGGAGGACUUGGGGAGCUACAUAUGCGUCGCUAAGAACUCCCUAGGGGAUGUCGAAAGCAAGAUAAGACUAUACGAAAUACCGGGCAACGAUAGGCACGCGUACCAGUACCCUGACCGCGACGUCCGGAUAACUACUGAUGAUGAGUACGGAACCAAUGCGUACGAUGACGAAGACGAUGACGACAGCAUGAAGACCAACAGGGUCCCGGACAGGGCCAACAAAUGGUACGCCAACGACGGCAAAGUGAUAGUGACCGCGGCUGCCGGUGCCUCGAACAAACUCACAACCACCUCUACAGCGAUCUUCCUCUGUGUAAUCAAAAGUCUGCUAUAAUUACUCCAACGACCACAAUCAAUAUUUUCUUUUUCAUCGAUAAUUCCAGGACAAUCGUCAACAAUCACAGCCUGUAAUUACGUUUGAUUGGAAUAAUUUCCAUAGGCAUCAUUUAUUUUGUUUCCUAGACGCGGCCUUUUAUUCUGUUCGUAAUGUUUCAUUCCAUCAGCGUGUAACGUGAUAAUAACUAGUCUUAUAACGUUGUAUAUAGUUUGUAAUAGGUGAAUAUCUACUGUUUGUAAGAAUAUAAAUAGUUCAUCUCUGAUACUUACUGUUAAAUACAUAACGAGAUAUUGUAUAAGAUUUAAACAAAUGUUUAUAAAUGAAUGUGCCAUGUAUAUUGCUAUUAUCUUGAAUAGAGACAUUUAUAUUAAAGUUUUUAUUGGGCAUGGUAAAUUUAAUUGUAAAUAAAAUGAAAUGAUACAAGCGAUAGAGGAAAUAUUGACUUAAUAACUUGUUUAAGACAUAUAAAACAGUUAAUAGUUGCCGAGUAUUUACAACUUUAAAGUUACAGUUCCCUGUGCUUGCUCUCCAGCUGCAACUUUAGUGGCAGAUACAGUAUACAGGUCUAAUAGAUAAACUACCUGAAGUCUUUCAGCGGUGCCACUAACUUCGCGGUACACACUUGAGAUUUGUUUCAUAGUUACAAAACUUACAACACAAAUUACUUGGUCUAAUGUCUAAAGUUGCACUUGGAGGUUUUUCCGCGUGUAUCUAAAUAAUGUAGUCGAAUAAUAAUGUAACUUCUUCCGAACAAUGUACGUUAAUAUCCUGAUCGUUACAAAAAAUAAUAAAAUCAAGGACAUGUC
Messenger RNA from Trichoplusia ni (cabbage looper), 3143 nucleotides. RefSeq names its product lachesin-like. The coding region runs from base 1108 to 2334 and encodes 408 amino acids. Gene Ontology annotation, cellular component: neuron projection. The transcript has 9 exons. The record is from RefSeq and is a predicted model, not a curated record. NCBI's taxonomy places the organism in Eukaryota, Metazoa, Arthropoda, Insecta, Lepidoptera, Noctuidae.